Messenger RNA from Monascus purpureus, 1134 nucleotides. The record is from the annotation of a GenBank genome assembly. Lineage: Eukaryota; Fungi; Ascomycota; Eurotiomycetes; Eurotiales; Aspergillaceae.
AUGCUUUCUCCAGCGGCUUUCGUUGCGUUCUCUGCAUUAUCGCUCUCUGUUUUGCCGCUGGCAACGGCAGACGACGCUCGUUCUUGCAGUACAGGCUAUGAAUCCCUAGACCCGUCGCUUUUCAAACUCAAGGACGUCCCCAACAACUACUAUUCUUCUUUGAGCAAGAUAUUUGAGAAUUCAGGCAAGAAUGUCAGUGUACCCGACGUGCUAGACUCGGGGAACCGGGACCUGGUCAAAGAAAGCAACUCUGGAACCACAAUUGAGCUGUGGGCCUGGAACUCGGGAGACGAGAGUACAGAAAAAUGGUACCCUCAGGGCAUCACAAGCAGCGGUGAUGCGCUAGGAAGCGGCGAGUGGGAAUCGAGAGAAGCAUGGCUCGUGAGCUGGUAUCAGAAUCAAGGCCAGAAAAACGUCCGCAUCAGUUUUGUGGACCGUUCAACACACAAGUAUAGACAUGCGUUACUCGUGGAGCCAACUAGUGAUUCCAAUUUCACGUCUGUGCCUAUCCAUGCCGGUGGGAUUGUGUGGUAUGGGAAUGCGCUGUAUGUUGUUGAUACCAAGGAUGGGUUGAGGGUCUUUGACCUGGAUAACAUCUGGGAAGUCGACAUCGGGGAUGGCCUUGGCCGUCAGUCGAGCGGCGAAUAUACAGCUAACAGCUAUAGAUAUGUUAUACCCCAAGUACGUUGGACCGCCGAGCAGCCUUCCACAUCAUUCCAACACUCUUGGGUCUCCCUUGACCGCAGUACAACGCCUGACUCACUUUUGAUCGGGGAGUACGCAACCACAGAUGUUGAUACACCGAUUCGCCUUGUUCGAUACUCUCUGGAUUACACGACUCGUGAGCUGAAAACAAGCAGCGGAGUCGCAACAUCAACUUUUGCGCACUGUGUCGACAUUCUCCGUAUGCAAGGAGGCUUCUCCAUGAAUAGCACGUAUUACCUUGAUAGAAGCAAUGGGAAGAGCACGGGAGGCGACCUGUUCACCUGGAAAGUCGGUGAGGACACACCAUCAGAACAAACCUCCAACUUCUUGCCCGGCCCGGAGGACUUGAGCUAUAACCCAUCGCGGGGAGAAUACUACACAGUAAACGAGCAUCCAGGAGAACGAUACAUUGCUGUAUACAAGAUUUGA